AAUGCGGUCAUUUUGUAUCCUAUAGGGCCUCCAUACAUGCUCGCAUGUGACAAGAUUGGAAGCGGUGUUUGUUGACUGAUUCCGAAUCAAGAUGGCAGAACAAACGACGUUGGACAGCCUGCUGGAAAUGGGCUUUGACAGAAACAGAGCGGAAAAGGCUGUGGCACACACAGGAAACCAGGGCAUAGAGCGGGCCAUGGACUGGCUAAUGGAACAUGAGGGUGACCCAGACAUUGACGAGCCCUAUGUACCUCCUGUGGGGAACGUGCUUGGUGGAACUGGAGGAAGUGACCCACAACAGCCCAGCCCAGCAGCCCAAACCGCAGCAGAAGGAACAGACCCUGCUACAGAUGGUAGUGACCAGAUGAUCCAUGACGGGGAUACCAAACGACCAAUGACAGAGGAGGAGAAACGUGAGCAGAUAAAGAGGCUAGAGGAGCUGAUGCGGGUGAAGCAGGAGGAGCGGAGAGAGAGGGAACGAGCAGAGGAAGUAGACAGAGAGAAGCAGAGGAGGAGGCAGGGCCAGGAGCUGCUGCAGGUCAAACAGAAACUGCAGGAAGAUGAGAUGAAAAAAAUGGUCGACCUGCGCCAGAGAGAGAAGAACGAUGACAAAAUGGCCAAGCAACGGGUGCGAGACAAGAUAGCACGCGACAGAGAGGAGAGAGCACUUAAGUUUGGAGGCGGUUCUUCCAGUACAGCUCUUACCUCCCCUUCAGCAGAGGGCCCUCCUUCCUCUCCGCCCAGUCAGGGCCCGCCUCCCGCCAAGAAGGACUAUAACGAGUGCAGAAUCCAGGUGCGUAUGCUGGACGGCUCGGCGCUGACCUCCGUGUUCAAGGCACAGGAGCCGCUAGCUGCUGUGCGCGUCUACGUCCAGAUGAACGGCAACGCCCCCGAAGGCCAGGACUUCACGCUGCUGUCCCCGUACCCCCGCCGCAUCUACACAGAACUGGACAUGGAGAAACCCCUGCAGGAGCUGGGUUUGGUGCCUUCAGCUGUGCUGGUCGUUGCCAAGAAAUAAGGACCCUGAAGUAAAAACAUGCUUUAUGAGCCAACCUCAAUUCCACACAUCAUUUAUCACAACAGGACAAUGAACAGGAUGUCAACUAUGGAUUGAUUCUCCUUCAACAAACAUUGAGCUUUAAUCUUAAAUAGCAACACAAGAUGGAUGACUAUUGAUUCUCAUGGGGCCUAAAGUGUAAGACAUGGCUGGUGUUGAGACACUGCGACUUUCCACUGUAUUGAAGUUAUAGUUUUUAUAAGUUAAACAAUUUGACAGUGGUGUUAUUGCAUAAUCACUUGGAGUCACAUGGUGGACUGAACAUACUUUAAAACACAUAAAACACAAUGUACCUUUAAGAGAAAGCUGCAAAACUUGAUGACCUAAGUCAACUUUGUAUCUCACUGACUGGUGAGAGUUGCUUAUAUGUGCAUGACAGUUAAUUAAGAAAGAUACACUCUUAAGAAAUCACGUGUCAUAUCAAGAGUCCCAAAAAUGCACAUUGUGCUUCACUCAAAUGUUUUAUUGAACAAUGUAAAAGUGAAGAUUAAAAGUUACAUUGUCAUACAUUUGCAGUGUAUUUGUGCAUGCCUUUUUUGAGUACAAUGGAUUGGAUGCACUAAAACAACUUAAAUGGAAUGUUUUUUUUAAAACUGAGUGAUUAAAAAAGGCUGAAGUUG
Messenger RNA from Oncorhynchus masou masou (cherry salmon), 1677 nucleotides. Its product is annotated as UBX domain-containing protein 1-like. Lineage: Eukaryota; Metazoa; Chordata; Actinopteri; Salmoniformes; Salmonidae. Gene Ontology annotation, molecular function: K48-linked polyubiquitin modification-dependent protein binding. The record is from RefSeq and is a predicted model, not a curated record. The transcript is spliced from 10 exons. Bases 92 to 1018 code for a protein of 308 amino acids. Gene Ontology annotation, biological process: negative regulation of protein ubiquitination; negative regulation of protein K48-linked deubiquitination; negative regulation of proteasomal ubiquitin-dependent protein catabolic process. Gene Ontology annotation, cellular component: nucleus; cytoplasm.